Daphnia carinata is the source of this 1822-nucleotide messenger RNA. RefSeq names its product suppressor of fused homolog (gene Su(fu)). Gene Ontology annotation, molecular function: transcription factor binding. The record is from RefSeq and is a predicted model, not a curated record. The transcript has 8 exons. NCBI's taxonomy places the organism in Eukaryota, Metazoa, Arthropoda, Branchiopoda, Diplostraca, Daphniidae. Bases 110 to 1522 code for a protein of 470 amino acids. Gene Ontology annotation, cellular component: nucleus; cytoplasm.
AAAAUUCCUCUGCUAGGUAUAAAAAAUGUUUGGAAUGGAGGCUUUGUUACCACAAAAACAAAAGUGAAAAACCAUCACUUCUUAUGUAGGGAUUUAACUGAACCCCAAAAUGCAAAAAGCACAAGUGCACGUUUCUUCAGUUAGCAAUACGUGUGCGUCCGUAAAUGUGACAGGUGCUAGCAACAAUUACGUACCCGAAAGUGCUAUUGAUGGCCAACAGUUCAUGCCGUCUUCAUCAGCCCUCGGCUUGGAAAUAUUGUAUGAAUCAUGUAAACAAGUGUACCCUCACCAACCAAACCCCCUUCAAGUGACAGCAUUCAUAAAAUAUUGGCUUGGUGGCCCAGAUCCAUUAGAUUAUAUAAGUAUGUAUGAUCACCCAGGAAUUCCAGAACUACAUAUACCACCACAUUGGCAUUAUAUUAGUUUUGGAUUAACAGACCUGCAUGGUGAUGGAAGGGUUCAUGAACCUUCAGGUCCAGAAUUUCCUAGUGGUUUUGGUUUCGAGUUAACUUUCCGACUUGCCAAAAAAUCUGGGGAAGCCACAUCACCCCCUACUUGGCCAGCAGCUCUGUUACAAGCCCUAGCCAAGUAUGUUUUCCACACUGGCAAUUCCUUCUUCGCGGGCGACCACGUUUCUUGGCAUUGCCCAUUGGACGGGUCCGAUUUUGAAUGUCGUUUGCAACACAUGCUGCUGGCGGAAGAUCUUCUCUUACCACCGGUACAGGGGCCACUAGGCACCGUAAAGUUUUUGCAAGUCGUCGCUGUGACAGAAGAAGAAUUACAAGUGUCCCAACAUUGGAACGGGACUAGCGUUUUGGAACUUUUGCGAAGAGUUCCUUCUGCGGGAGGCCCUUGGCUGGUUGCCGAUAUGCAGCGUCAGUUAUCACUAUUUGAAUUGCAGCCAUCCUUCCGCCGUGAAGUCGAACAUGGCAUCGAUCGUGAUGGAUGCAGUUUAUCGGGCGUCAGUGCCCGUUGCCACUGGGAGGAGAGGAGAGUCACUUCGAAAACGGGUUCAGCAUGGAGAAGCCCGGAAGAUGAAGAAGAGGAUGACGACUCUAGUAGUCAGGAAGACGAAGAGGAUGAACCGGAAGCAGCAGCCGGAAAAGCGACCCUCGGUCGCCAUCGACCGACGCCUGAUGGUGAACCCACCAACGGCGAAAUCUGGCCAAUUCGACGUCUCUACAAGGGCGUUCAUCUCACUCUCAACUUGGAAGCCGCAUCCCUUUUGCCCGUCGUCCUUCGAGGGAGACUCAGACAUGACCGACAUUUUACCUUUAAAGCUGUGGCGGGUGAAACGGCCGUGACGUUACUGACGGGCAGAGUAGGAGGCGCAUUGGCUUCACCAUCUGCCCCUUUGGUGGCCAAAGGUCCUUGGCUUCAAAUCCUCGUCGACUCCGAGUGGUUAGCCAAACUCGAAUCGGAUCUGGCGUGUCUCCAGCAACCGGAUGGGUUGGUGGUGCCGAAAACCUUUUGCUGGUUUGACCGACAGAUGGCGUUGACGGUAGUCCCGGACGAAUUAUGACAGCCGUAUCUUGCCUGUCUACAAGUUUUUUUUUUUUUUUUUUUUUGUUUAAUAUUGUUUUUCUUUUUCCGACCCUUUUUUUCCUGUCUUUCUUUAUCUUUUCUUUCUCUUCUCUUUCUUUUUACAAUUGUAAACUGUAACCACGUGCCUUUAUUAUUAUUCCUCGUGCUCGCGUUAUUAUUCACGCGUGGAAAAAGAACCUGACCUGCGUGAAUCUCCCUUUUUUUAACCGUCUUUCUCAACUAGGCGAUGUUGACGGAAGCUGCGUGUUUGCUGCAAUUAUAAUGACGUUGAAAACUU